Molecule: messenger RNA, 1380 nt
Organism: Macadamia integrifolia
Lineage: Eukaryota; Viridiplantae; Streptophyta; Magnoliopsida; Proteales; Proteaceae
Product: ylmG homolog protein 1-2, chloroplastic-like
Exons: 2
Coding region: 47-838 (263 amino acids)
Biological process (GO): chloroplast fission
Cellular component (GO): membrane
Source: RefSeq, a predicted model, not a curated record
AAAGGAGGAAAGUCAAGCGGUUCUGAGUUGGGAUUUGUGAGAAAGAAUGGCGUCUCUCAUUUUGGGUGGAAGAAUGGCGUCUCUCAUGGCCUCUGGAGCUCUCCUUCCAAAUCCAAACCCUAACCCUAGCUUGCCUUCUCUGCAUAAACGAACAAACCGUCCCAGCGGUGUAAGCCUCUCUCAUAUCCCAUCCCUGAAACCCCUUAAUUUGACGCUGCACAGAGUUCAACCGUAUAAGCUUUGUUCAUCUUCCUCUAAGCUUAGGGUUUUUGCUUCUUCUAUUGCUCCUUCAACUCCCACAGAGCAAUCAACGGAAUCAAAUCCCAAUUCAAAUCUUAUAUCCGAUUCGACACGCACGGUCGCGACUGUUGUUGCUGUCGCUUUCUCUGUAUGGAAAUUGUUUGCGGACAUGAUUCGGGGGAUUUCCUUUAAGAUUAAGAGAAUUUGUAUGAGCCCCACGCCGGAAGAGAUGGCGACGAUGCAAAAUCUUCAGGAAAACCUAGUUUGCACGGUGGGUCCGUUGUUCUUUGCCGCUCUCCGUGACCGUCCGAGUGGGUACUUGAACACUCCGUUAACAGUUGUUGCUGCUGGCAUGGCGAAGUGGCUUGAUAUCUAUAGUGGAGUAUUGAUGGUGAGGGUUUUGCUCAGUUGGUUCCCUAACAUUCCUUGGGAUCGCCAGCCUUUGUCUGCAAUUCGGGAUUUGUGUGACCCUUACUUGAAUCUCUUCCGCAACAUAAUUCCGCCAGUAUUCGACACCUUGGAUGUCAGUCCACUUCUAGCGUUUGCAGUUUUGGGAACACUUGGUUCAAUCUUGAACAACAGCCGGGGAUCGUAUUGAGGGCUUUCUGAUGUUGCCAAUUAUUCUUUUUUACCUGCUGGCUCAUAAACUCAUAAUCAGUUGAAAAUUGGAAAAAGCUUCACAGUUAUAGUAGCUGCUAAAUGAGCGAUGUAGUCCUAGAGUCAAAGAGUUGGAGUUGGAGGAAGCUGGAAGCUUUAUUUUAUUAAAUAAAUGGAGUUGGGUGCCCGUGGUAGUCAAGUAUUUAAUCCAGGAGUCAAAGAGUUGGAAUAGUGGGAUAUGGAUGUUUGCAUGUGGCCCUUGUACUGGUUUGGAGAUAAGGAUGUGUCAUUGAUUCAGGGUUCUUUGGGGAGGAAAGAGAACAACCUUGAUUGUUGUUCCAUGUGAUCUGUAUAUGAAAUUUAGUUUGGAACUUUGGAUUCUGAAUUACAGAUCUUGUUUCUGUGUUCUGGUUUCUCUUGAUGAUUUGAAGGCUUUUAAAUAUUGGAUCGUGGAAAAAGGUGGAAGUUCCCUUUGAAUUGCAUAAUAUGUACACUAUGUAAGGAUAUGGUUUUAAUUGACUUCAUAUCUUUGAGAUUGCUGCA